This is a messenger RNA of Fusarium mangiferae, 696 nucleotides long. RefSeq lists its product as uncharacterized. Bases 1 to 696 code for a protein of 231 amino acids. The transcript is spliced from 2 exons. The record is from RefSeq and is a predicted model, not a curated record. NCBI's taxonomy places the organism in Eukaryota, Fungi, Ascomycota, Sordariomycetes, Hypocreales, Nectriaceae. Gene Ontology annotation, cellular component: TRAPP complex; cytoplasm; nucleus. Gene Ontology annotation, biological process: endoplasmic reticulum to Golgi vesicle-mediated transport.
AUGUUGACUUUAGAGACUGGUGGGGAUUACAAGUUAAGGCUGCCCGCAGGCACCAAGCGAGCAUGGAGGCUCCCACUAAGCCGAGCUUCCUCUUUCAACCUUCAUCUUCGCCAACAAGCUGUAAUAACCAUGUCCACCGCAAUACCUUCAAUCGCCUGUCUAGGCGUUAUCGGCCGAAAUAACAAUCCCCUCCAUAUCUCCAUCUUCCCCUCGCUCGAUCCAGUAACAAAUACGUUCGCUCCGAUUCGCACACCUCUCCAGUUCUCCCUCCUGCUCUCUUCUACCAUCGAUGUCUUUGAUCUGCGCGCAAAGACCAACGCAGUCUCAGGGGUUGGCCUCUCGGGAGACUUUGGGCUUCUCCACGCUGUGGAUGACCGCCUUGCCGCCUACGGCUUCGAGACCAACACAGGCGUUCGAAUGGUCUGUCUUGUCGAUAUGCGCGGUCGGCGUGUCGAUGGUAAUGCCCCGGUAGCUGCAAGUCGGGGCGCUGCUGCAGGCCUACGCGAUGCUGAGCUUAAGCCCGUGUUUCGCGCCAUGCAGCAUGCAUAUGUCAAGUUGUUACAGAACCCAUUUUAUGACCCGGAUGAGCAUGCUCCCCUGGGCGGGAGAGGGGGCAAGAAGAUCACCAGUCGCAAGUUUGCUGAUGACAUAAAGAGGAUAGGGGAGGGCUGGACCCCAGGCGUGACAAACCUCUAA